This is a messenger RNA of Fonsecaea erecta, 1260 nucleotides long. RefSeq lists its product as hypothetical. Lineage: Eukaryota; Fungi; Ascomycota; Eurotiomycetes; Chaetothyriales; Herpotrichiellaceae. The transcript has a single exon. Gene Ontology annotation, molecular function: protein-cysteine S-palmitoyltransferase activity. The coding region runs from base 1 to 1260 and encodes 419 amino acids. Gene Ontology annotation, biological process: protein targeting to membrane; peptidyl-L-cysteine S-palmitoylation. Gene Ontology annotation, cellular component: Golgi apparatus; endoplasmic reticulum. The record is from RefSeq and is a predicted model, not a curated record.
AUGGACCAUCACUGCCCGUGGCUGUCCACCUGCCUGGGGUUGCGGAACUACAAGGCAUUUGUCCUCUUUCUCAUCUAUACGUCUCUGUUCUGCUGGGUCUGCUUUUUCAAUGCCGCCUGGUGGAUGUGGAAGGAGCUGUUCGAGCAAAGUGGCUAUCUCGACGAAGUCGCCCCCAUCAACAUCAUCCUCCUUUCCGUUAUUGCCGGAAUCAUCGGUCUGGUACUGAGUGCGUUCACCAGUUGGCAUAUAUAUCUCUGCACCAAGGGGCAAACGACCAUCGAGAGACUUGAGAAGACGAGAUACUUGAGCGGUGUCAGGACUCUCGUGGAACGAAAUCGCCAGGAGCAGCAGCUGAACCACAGCAGACGCAGCUCUGAAGGUGUUGCGGGGAGGUUGCAGCGUGCUGGUGAGCAGUUUCUCGAGUGGAACGCCAAUGCUGUCCCAGGGGCUUCACGGUACGAGGAAGGUGAAGAACAUACGUCGCCCGUCCCGAGUGUCUACAACACGACACGUCGUGAGAACCCUUAUUCUCGAGGUCCGGAUCUGUCCGCCGAUCCUGGCCACCAACACGAUAACCCUUUCAACGACACACCAGCCGUUCGUGCGUUGCGAAAUACCUACACCCACAUGGAGGCUGCCCGCGAGCGGGAGAGAUAUACUCAAUAUCUGGAUGAGCAAGAGUCCGAGAAAAUGCCCAAUGCAUUCGAUCUGGGCUGGCGUCGGAAUCUGAGCCAUUUAUUUGGCCCGAAUUGGUUUCUCUGGCCCUUUCCAAUAUGUAAUACCACGGGUGACGGAUGGCGGUGGGAAGUCAGCCCGAAAUGGAUGGCGGCGCAAGAAGAAGCGGUGCGGAGGAAAGAGCAGAGAUUAGUGGCGAUGAUGGAUCAUGAUCCUCCUUCUAACGGCAGAGGCGAUCGUGGCUAUGGAUAUCAAGAGUACGAGCGAGAUCGAGACCGUGAUUACACCAUCAACUUGGGCGAAAGCCACGAGACUGCUGGUGAUAGGGACGAGGACCUGUACUCCCGCAGUGCCAUGUCCAUGAAGCAUCUCCCUCCCAACCCAAUGAAUGCGUCAUUCUCGAUAGCAGCAGCCGAUCAGACCAAGAGAAGACAACGGAGAGACUUCGACCAGGAUGAGGCCUUUGAGGUCAGCAGUGGCGACGACGAAGACAGCGACUCAGAUAUUGGAUACGACAUUACAGGCAACGACGAUGAUGCGGAAAGGGGCUGGGUCCGAAGGAACCGUGCCGGCAGAGGGCGAUGA